ACCGUGGCAAGAAACUAUGAACCGCAGGCCACCGAAAUUCGGUUUGAAUCGGUGUUCUGAUUGGGAAAACUGAUGGGCAGCCCCAUUUUCCUGUUUUUCUUUUUUCCGUAGCGAGAUUCGCGUUUGCGAGGAGACCUAUUCUAGAAAAUGCAGGAGAGAGUGAGAACGGCUCUCCAAACGGAAGCAGUAGCUGCAAAACCGAAGACAGCUGAAAGGAUGCAUGUUUGCAGUGAAUUGUUGCAAGAAAAUUUGUGUUGAAGAAGAAUAAACGUAUUGAAAGGUGUUACGAAGAGAAAGUGUUUGUUGAAAAUUUGAAUUGCUUGAAUCAUUUACAAAAGUGAUUUGGAGGGAAGUGACAAAGCGAUUUUAUCAUCGCGAAUAUAUGAAUGGUGAUGUAAUACUUGAAGAAGACCAUAAUUCUUGAAGCAAUUGCUUCAAAAAAAGACGUGAGAUCGUUCUACUGUAUAAGCAAUCAAUUUCCGUGUCCAGACUCCCGACAUCGACAAGCUGAACCGCUUCCAUGACCAACACAUAGUUGGCGCAUUAGUGCUAGUCGGUGUCAUUUCCUGGAUUCCACAUCAAUCCUAGCGGUGGGCACAAUCCAUCUUGUCACAACUGCCGAAAAAAACAUCAUUCCCAUUGGCCCUUGUGAGUUGCAGUCGGGUGUGCAGUAAUUAAAGUCGACAGCCGCACGCCGAGAGGACCCCCUGGCCAGAGCCUAGGAGCCGAGAGUAACACCGGCAGCAGCAGCAACACCAGCAGGAUUCUCGAUGCAGUAGAAAUUUUCGAAACAAAACGUUUUCGAUUGCUUCGGAUCCGAGAAGGUGAAUGGUGAAAGAAGGGAAUCCCGUCGCAGGAUUAAACGCUUUUCGGGUGGAACUGAAGCGAAGCGGAAUGAGAGGAAAAAAAAGUUGUACAAUAGAGUCACGAGGUUCAACGAAAGAGAGACACAGCGAGAGUGAGCGAGUUUUUAAUUCCGAACUGAGCAGAGGAAAAAAAUGCUGUGGAACUAUAUCAGCAUAAAUGAAAAUUAAGUGCAGUUUUGCGGCAGUCAGCGGUGAAGAAAUCAGAGUGGAAUAAUAAAGUGAAGUUCGGAGCGGCAGCAAAACAACGAACGGUGUGUGUAGAGAACGACGGUUGGACAAAUACGGACAAGUGAGCGAAGUGGCACCACUACCAGUGAGUGUGUGGAGACUUUUGCUGCUCUGUACGUACGGUAUCCUGUUGGGUUCGGGUUUGUUCGGGUGCCACUCAUACUAACGGGACGAGUUCGGUUGCGUUCGGCAGUGCGAAGAGACGGUACGAAUGGCUCGGCUCGUAUAUACACUUUGGUUGUAGCUUAGAACAGUUUAGUACAACUUUAGACGCCCGCGAAGUAACAUGUCCGCUUGUGACCCGUGCGUUCGGCGGUUCGAUUUUCGUGAUUUACUGUGGUAACGAUUGGCUAAGGACGAACGAAAGCUAUUCUAGAUCGGUUUACGUACAGGACUACUUUAGCUGGUGGAAAAGUGACAACCGUACGAACUGGUGAAAAACAAAGUCACAACUCGGAAUAUUAAAAAAGUGUCUGAAGUGGAAAAACAUGAAACAUUGGCGAAGAUGAAAGAUCGUAUAACACUAGUCGCCUGAUAUUGUUGAGGCUAUUUCUUUAAUGUUUGAUUUGGUUUCGCGAGUUUGUGUUUUGGCGCAGAAAAGAAGGAGGAAAAAGUUUUCUCGCGAAGCGCCUGAAAAAUGAAGAAUAUUUAUCUUAAAUGAUUGAAGCAACCGAUAGAAGCAAAGAAGAGGUGCAAUUUCUGACCAGUGGAAGAAAGUGUGGGACUUGAGAAUACGAAGACGGAAAAAUGAGUCUAAUUACGCGUAAAAGCGAACUGGUGGCGUUCCCGGCCUUGCUGCUGGUUCUUCUGCUGUCGGUUCACGUUAACUAUAGCCUGCAGUAUGACUCAGCCGAGGCACGCUACUACCCAUCGAGUCCGGUGGAAUCGAAUCUGCGGUACGACGCCCCGGACGACUGCAAGUAUCGUGUUACGCCCGAUGAUGAAGUGGAUCUGGUGUGCAAUUUAAGAACUGUGAACAGUGAAUUCGAUAAUACAAACUUUAGUGUGAUACCAUCGGAGCAUACGGUUUCUUUGACGGUGAUUUGCAACGAUGCUAUUAUGGCACGAAGCAAACUGCAGCCCAAAUCGUUUGCCCAUCUACUGAGGCUCAAGAGCCUUUCGAUGGAACACUGCAAGAUUGCAAAGUUUGGCAACGAUGUGCUGGCAGGGUUGAGUGAUUUGAGGAAUUUCACCCUUCGGACACACAACAUCAACUGGCCGGAGCUGAAUCUGGAAAUCGAACCGGAGGUGUUUAUGCAUUCGAAGAACUUGGAGCAGCUGGAUUUGAGCAUGAACAAUAUUUGGUCGCUACCGGAUCAUUUGUUCUGUUCGUUGAAUGGACUGAGGUCGUUGAACAUAAGCUCCAACCGACUGCAGGAUGUUAAUGAUUUGGGCUUCCGAGAGAAGGUUAAGGAUGAAAAUGGUGGACAUAACUCGUCGACCGUCAGCUGCAACUUGGAUCUGGAAGAUUUGGAUGUUUCGAAGAAUCAUUUCGUGCUACUUCCGGCAAGUGGGUUCGGAACGCUGAAGCGAUUGAAGCUGCUUAAGAUUCACGACAAUGAGAUUUCAAUGGUUGGAGAUAAGGCGUUGAAUGGAUUGAAGGAGUUGCAGAUUCUGGAUUUGAGUUCUAACAAAAUAGUUGCUCUGCCAACUGACCUGUUCAAAGAUCCUGCUCAGUCAAUCCAGGAGAUUUAUCUGCAGAAUAAUUCCAUCAGUGUGCUUGCCCCGCAUAUAUUUUCCAAGCUAGAACAACUGCAAGCCCUGGAUUUGUCUAUGAAUCAGUUGACGUCCGCUUGGAUCAAUCGAGAAACAUUCUCCGGUUUGAUCCGACUUGUUUUGCUAAACCUCGGCAACAACAAGAUUACCAAACUGGAAUCGGAGAUGUUUACAGACUUGUACACCUUGCAAAUCCUGAAUCUUCGACAAAAUCAGCUGGAAAUUAUUGCAGCUGAUACCUUCUCUCCAAUGAAUAAUCUGCACACACUCCUGUUGUCACACAACAAAAUCAAAUACCUGGACGCCUACUCCCUAAACGGACUCUACGCGUUAUCUCUACUAUCUCUGGACAACAACCACAUGACUGGUAUCCAUCCGGAAGCAUUCCGCAACUGUAGCGCCCUUCAGGACCUCAACAUCAAUGGAAACGACCUUACUCAGGUUCCACUCGCUCUCAAGGAUAUGCACCUUCUUAGAACAAUCGACCUUGGAGAAAACUCCAUCACAGUCAUCGAAGAGCCCGGAUUCCGUGGAAUGGAAACCCUCUAUGGUCUCCGUCUCAUCAGCAAUAAAAUUGAAAACAUCACUCGUAAAACAUUCAAGGACUUACCUAACCUGCAAAUCCUGAAUCUUGCUCGAAACAAAAUUCAAAACAUAGAACCGGGAGCGUUCGAGUCGGCCAUCAGCGUGCAAGCUAUUCGCCUCGACGGCAACCUGCUCACCGACAUCGAUGGCCUGUUUACCAAAAUGCCCAACCUGGUGUGGUUGAACAUCUCCGACAAUCGGCUUGAGCACUUUGAUUACUCGCAAAUCCCCAUUCACCUGCAGUGGCUCGAUUUGCACAAAAACGAACUGACCGAGCUGAGCAACCGCUUCGGGAUGGAUAAUCAGCUGUACCUGCAAACGCUGGAUGCUAGUUUCAAUCGGCUUACGAAAGUAACCCCUUCUUCCAUCCCGAACAGUAUCGAGUUUUUGUUCCUGAACGAUAAUCAGAUUAUGCACGUGGAGCCGCACUGUUUCAUACACAAAACGAACCUGACACGGGUGGAUUUGUACGCCAAUCAGCUGACCGGGCUGGACAUCAAGGCCCUACGGUUGCAGCCGGUGCCGGACGAUAAGCAGCUUCCGGAGUUUUACAUCGGAGGGAAUCCGUUUGUGUGCGAUUGCAACAUUGAUUGGCUGCAGAAGAUCAACCACGUUACUUCGCGCCAAUAUCCGACGAUUAACGACAUCGAAACGGUUUACUGCAAGCUGCCGUACAAUCGGGAACGGUCGUUCAUUCCGCUGAUUGAAGCCGAACCGAAGCAUUUCUUGUGCAACUACCAGACGCAUUGUUUCGCCCUUUGUCACUGUUGUGAGUUUGACGCGUGUGACUGUGAGAUGACUUGCCCGAAUAAGUGUCAGUGCUAUCACGAUAACAGUUGGUCGACCAAUGUGGUGGACUGCUCGGCCGCGGGUUACACGGACAUUCCGAACAAUAUUCCGAUGGACACGACCGAGGUGUAUUUGGAUGGGAACAAUUUGGUGGAAUUGUCCGGGCAUAGUUUUAUCGGGAGGAAGAACUUGAAAGUGUUGUACGCGAAUCAUUCCAAUAUUGAGAUUAUUUACAAUACGACGUUUAUCGGACUGAGACGGAUGAUGGUGUUGCAUCUGGAGCAUAAUAAUAUUCAGAAGUUGUACGGUAAUGAGUUCAGUGCGUUGGAAAGCUUGCGGGAGCUGUAUUUGCAGGGGAAUAAGAUCUCCUACAUUGAAGAUCAUACGUUUUCCGAGUUGAGAAAGUUGGAAGUGUUGCGCUUGGAUGGGAGUCGGAUUUCGAGCUUCGAAGUGUGGCAACUGGCCUCGAAUCCCUAUUUGGUGGAAAUCUCACUGGCGAACAAUAUGUGGACAUGUGAUUGUAGUUUCCUGAACAAACUGAGAAUUUAUUUGCAAUCAAACACGGAGAAGAUAAUCGAUGCCAAUGAAAUCAGUUGUGUGUAUAAUAAUUUGACCAGUAUACUGAAGGAGAAGAAUGGCACCAAGUGUACCUUUCGAGGUGAAGGCAUGAGUUCGAUUGUGCAUACGCAAGAGAUUGAGGACAUGUUGCCGUUGCUUUUGGUGGCGACAUGUGCUUUCGUCGGGUUCUUCGGUUUGAUCUUUGGAAUGUUCUGCUAUCGGAAGGAACUAAAGGUCUGGGCUCACAGCAGCUGUUUUGGAUCGUUGUGCUACAAAUCCGGAACGUUCGUCAACGAAUACGACAAGGACCGUCUGUAUGAUGCGUACAUCAUCAAUUCUCUUCAAGAUGAGCACUUUGUCAAUCAGAUCCUGGCUUCGACCUUGGAAAACGACAUCGGAUUCCGAUUGUGCUUGCACUACCGAGAUUUCAACAUCAACACCUACAUCGCCGAUACAAUCGUGGAAGCGGUCGAAAGUUCAAAACGUGCCAUUCUAGUCCUAUCGAAGAACUUCCUGUACAACGAAUGGACCCGAUUUGAGUUCAAAGGUGCCAUCCACGAGGUGCUCAAGAGGCGCCGAAAGCUAAUCAUCAUCCUGUACGGAGAUCUUCCGCAGCGCGACUUGGAUGCCGACAUGAGGCUCUACCUUCGGACGAACACCUGCAUCGAAUGGGACGACAAGAAGUUCUGGCAGAAGCUCCGAAUUGCGCUUCCACAUGUGAAGAAGAGCAACUGCCUGAACAAACGGUCGGCGAUCAAUAUCUACGCAACGGCCAACGAGUACAACACGGCUACAACUGGACGAGGAGGAGGAGGAGGAGUAGGAGGAAUGGCUGCGGCAGCGGCGUUAGGGCGUGGUGGUACGCUUCCGGCUCCGGGCCAUGGGCGGCUCGAGAGUCACAGCUAUGCCACUAUCGGAGGCAACUGCCCGAGAAACUGUGAUAAUUAUGAUACGGUUAGCAAUUGUAAAUAUAAUACUACGCAACACGAAAGGCGGCUGAACGACUUCAGCCGGAAGGUGACAGCGGAGAGGCAGCACGAGUAUGCAGUUCCUUCCAACUGUCUGCUGGACACUACGCACGAGACGUACAACACCAGCUGCGAGCGAAUCGCAGGGGAAACGUUCGAGUGCACCUCCAGCAGUAAGUACUCGACUUCGUCACGGGGCUCAAGCGAGUGUUCACACUCGAUCGCCUCCAACCACGGAGGACCACCGCCACCGAUCCCGAACGGUGGACCUCCGAACAUCCUGUCGACGACCUUCAUGGGUAAGGCGGAACCCGUCGGCGGCUACCAUAACAAUUCCAGUGCUUCAAACAAUUUGAAUAGUAAUACCAGUAGUAGUUAUAACAAUAGCAGUAGGAAACCCAUCAAUGGCGGCGGCGGAGGAGGCGUGGCCGGCAGUAGUAGUAGUAGCAACAAUAAGGGUGAUAAGUCCAACACGAUUGGGCACGAACAGAAGAACAAUUUCAAUGAUAGAAGACUGCCACAGGCCAUGUGGGCAUAACGAUUACUUAAAUACAGGUUAGUUAAUUAUUUUUAUCGUUGAAGAAAGGACGACGGAAGGCAGAAGAAAAUACUCUAUAGAGCACUCCGCACUGUAAACAGUCAACUCACAGAUUAUAGUUAUCGUCAUGAUUAUCUGCAGUAUACUACAACUCACUCAACCUUAGCAUCACACACACUCACUCACUCACUUGUAAACCCAGUACACUUAAACGAACGAAUGCUCUCACUUUGGGAGGUCAGUUAUGAGGGAUAUUCUUAAAGGUUGGUGGCUCUCUAGAACGGGAAUUUU
Aedes aegypti (yellow fever mosquito) is the source of this 6539-nucleotide messenger RNA. It is a transcript of the gene Toll-6, whose product is annotated as toll-like receptor 6. Gene Ontology annotation, molecular function: protein binding. The record is from RefSeq and is a predicted model, not a curated record. The transcript has 5 exons. Gene Ontology annotation, biological process: signal transduction. Bases 1842 to 6248 code for a protein of 1468 amino acids. Lineage: Eukaryota; Metazoa; Arthropoda; Insecta; Diptera; Culicidae.